Boleophthalmus pectinirostris (great blue-spotted mudskipper) is the source of this 5707-nucleotide messenger RNA. It is a transcript of the gene jade1, whose product is annotated as jade family PHD finger 1. Lineage: Eukaryota; Metazoa; Chordata; Actinopteri; Gobiiformes; Gobiidae. Gene Ontology annotation, cellular component: histone acetyltransferase complex. The record is from RefSeq and is a predicted model, not a curated record. The transcript has 10 exons. Gene Ontology annotation, biological process: regulation of transcription by RNA polymerase II. The coding region runs from base 1 to 2316 and encodes 771 amino acids.
AUGGCUUGUAACUCCACGUGUUGGUCACAGCAUUCGUCACAACACAGAAGAGGGACGGGACAGAAGCCCUCAGAGGUGUUUAGGACAGACCUGAUCACAGCCAUGAAGGUGCCAGAUUCAUACGCCCUGAACCCAGAGGACUUCUACUUCCUGGCUGACCCCUGGAGGCAGGAGUGGGAGAAGGGAGUCCAGGUCCCCGUCAGCCCUCACUCCAUCCCACAGCCCAUCGUCAGAGUGCUGUCGGAGAAGGGGAGGGAGGUGAUGUUUGUGCGUCCUAAGAAGCUGAUCCGGACCUCGGGCUCAGAGGCUCUGGGCUAUGUGGACAUCAGGACUCUGGCAGAGGGCACCUGUCGAUACGACCUGGACGAGGAGGACGUGGCCUGGCUGCAUGAGGCCAACGAGGAGUUCAGCGACAUGGCGUUACCGCGGGUGGACGAGGCCUCGAUGGAGCGUGUGCUAGAGGAGCUGGAGCGGCGUUGCCACGAGAACAUGGCGGUCGCCGUGGAGACGCAGGAGGGGCUGGGCAUCGAGUUUGAUGAGGAUGUGGUGUGUGACGUGUGCCGCUCGCCCGACGGAGAAGAGAACAACGAGAUGGUGUUCUGUGACAAGUGCAACAUCUGUGUUCACCAGGCCUGUUACGGGAUCCAGAAGGUGCCCACUGGGAGCUGGCUGUGUCGGAUCUGUGCCCUGGGCAUCCUCCCGAAGUGCCAGCUCUGCCCAAAGAACGGAGGCGCCAUGAAGCCCACGAGGAGCGGCACCAAGUGGGUGCAUGUGAGCUGUGCCCUGUGGAUACCUGAGGUGAGCAUUGGGAACCCAGAGAAGAUGGAGCCGAUCACAAACGUGUCUCACAUCCCCAGUAACAGAUGGGCUCUGAUCUGCUGCAUCUGCAAAGAGAAGACUGGGGCCUGCAUCCAGUGCUCUGCCAAGAACUGCCGCUCUGCCUUCCACGUGACCUGCUGCCAACACGCCGGCCUCGAGAUGAACACCAUUCUCACCGAAGAGGAGGAGGUCAAAUUUAAAGCAUUCUGCCCCAAACACUCAGGUCUGGAGGGGUCCGAAGAUACACAAGACCCAGCCGGAGAGAACCAAAGCCCCAAGAACCCCAAACGCACCAACAAAAGAGACGAGGAGAGCGUCGCCGAAGCUGAAAAGAGAGUGAAUCAACGAAAACUGAAACUACAAGAGAUGGAGGAUGAGUUUUAUAAAUUCGUGGACCCAGAGGAGGUGGCGUCGUAUUUGAAAAUCGCCAGGGAAACGGUGGACUUCCUGUUUCAGUACUGGAAGCUGAAGCGAAAGGCGAACUUCAACCGGCCACUGGUGACGCCCAAAAAAGAUGAAGAAGACAGUUUGGCACGACGUGAACAGGAAGUGCUGAGGAGAAGGCUCCAGCUGUUUACGCAUCUGAGGCAGGACCUGGAGCGGGUGCGUAACCUGACCUACAUGGUGACCCGGAGGGAGAAGAUGAAGCGCUCCAUGUGGAGGAUCCAGGAGCAGAUCUUUCAGCACCAGGUCCGACUGCUGGACCACAAACUGCUCUCAGGCGACCCAUCGGCCAAAGACUUGGAGCGGCUCCUGUCCCUGGGCCUGGUCACGUCUCAGACUCCCCUGAACCACUCCUCCUCCUCCAAGUCACGGAAAUCCAAACACCACAAGAAGAAAAAGCGAAGAAAAUCCCGCGAACACCGAGACUUAACCCAUUCAAGUCCAUCUCAAAAACCAUCACUCCAAACCGACGGCCAGCCUCAUAAUGACAUUACGUGUGAGGCUCUAGAGGCCAAAUUUGAACUGCAAAAUGAGGAAAUCCAACCACAAAAUGUAGAACAAUUUGAGCAAGAAGUCGCUGUGAAAGUUGAAAGCAAAAGAAGUGAAGAUGGUGAAGCUUUGAGGCAUAAACGCAAUCUCAAAAAGCAAGAAAAACGCAAAAAAUCCACACAAAAUGGCUUCAAAGACCGGCAGUUGUCCAUACACUUAGUAGAUAUUCGCCAUAAGGAUUCUGAUAGUUAUGUAAUGUACGGAAACUGGGAAGCGAACGACCCUAACCUGCGGCUAAAGGCUAACCCCAUGGUUCCAAACGGAUUGUCGAAGAAGCAUCACACUAACGGGACAGCCAACGGGAGGAGCUGGGGGAAAUUCAGGAUCCCCAAACGGAAAUUCGAGAACGAGGAUUUGAACAAGCAGCGAAAGGCUAUGCUAAAACCGCUAACGAACUCCAAACAGCGACUUGACACAGACUCGGAUUUGAAACGCUGCAACGGAAACGAGGCUACGUUAACCCGCCGCUACGAUUUUAUCCGCCGCGGGGUGCUAGCGUCCUGAUAGCGAGAACGGAGCUUUAGUGGAGUAGAAAAACGAGGAAAAAUGCUCUUUACAUAUUUUGUGAUAAUGCCUAGAUUACGCCAGAGGUAAUAUUUAUUUUGUAUUUGUAAAACGUUGCUACAUAUUUCAAAUUAUUUUGAGCUAGGAUUAUUUUUUCAAUGUUAGAGAUGUCAAGUUGCCAUACGAGGCGGAAACUUCGGCGUUUUGGAGCGAGUUUGAAUGAGGUGACAGGCAACCGCUAAUCCAGGAAGCAUUUUGCCUUUUUAAUUUCUAUUUAAUAGCUAUUUUUUAAAUUUUGAACAUUCAAAUAAGUUUAAUCCAGGUACGGAGGAACUGGAAAGCAAAUCAUAAUUUAAGCCUUAAGAUUCUGCCCCCAAAUUAGGGUAGAAAUUUAAUCUCCAAUAGAAAAGCUACAUUUUAUUUUAUACAUUUUAAGAAUAUUUUCCAACAUAAAACUUAUUCAAUUUCCAUAAUAUAAUAAACUGGAGGAUAUGUGUUUGGAGUGCUCAUAGAGGGCUGAACUGAAACUGAAAAAAAAAAAAAAACAUAAUUUGUCUGGAAAAAUUGACAAAAAUACCAAAAUUUGGCUGACAAAAUAAAAAAAGAAUCACACUUCAGAGCAUGUUUGUACAGACCUAAACUACACUGAGCUGUUUUUAUGUGGAAUGAAACGGGAGAUUGUGUUUGUCGAGAAAAUUAUGGUGCCAAAAAAAAUGUCAGUCUUGGGAAUUUGCAAAUUGUCGCCAUUCAAAUUGUAAUUUCGAUUCUAUAGGCUCUACAGACGGUUACUGGAAAACGUGGAUGCGUAUGAUUACUUCCGGUGUAGUUCCUGACACUGGGCAAGUGAUAAAACCCAUGAUAAAACCCAUGAUAAAACCAUUCAGCAGCAGCGUCUUCACAACCUGACAAAGAUUUUCAUGGGGGACUGGACUCGAAUCGCAGCUUCAGUGUCACUUACAGUUGAUUAGAACUUUUGAUCUGCCCAACAUAACAGAACACUUACAAAUUAUAAUACACAAAUGAAUCGGCAAUUUAUAAAAGAAAAAAAGGAACACAAUACAUCUAGAUGAAGAAAACCAGGACAUUUUCUCUGUUUUCCCAGAUUUGUCAGAGUUCCUAUCACCAACAGAGCCCAAAGGAAGUCAUCAUCCACAUGUUUCCAAAAUACAAAAAUACCACAAUAUGACAAAAUAAUAGAAGAAUCACCUUUCAGAACAUGUUUGUACAGAUCUAAACUGAAUCUAUGCAGAAUAAAACUGAAGAUUUUGUUGUCUCUUUAAAAAAAAAUACAGUUGCCAAAAAAAUAAAUUACAGUCUUUAGAAUUUUCUAGUUUUUGUCAUUCAAAUUGCAGUUUUGAUUCAAUUGCAAUUAAUCUUGCAGCACCGUCUGUUAAGAUUCUCUUCCUGUUCUCUUGUGAUUGACAGGUGGAUUAACCAAUCAGAACCAUUCCAUCUCAUAUCAAAACAAAAAUCUUGGCUUAUGUACGUACCUACAUUUCAGAAUAUUAUUUUACUGACCAUUGAUCCCAGGUUUGGCUUUGCUUUUUAAUUCGUUUCUGCUUCCUCUAUUAUUUAUUUAUUUUACCAAGACAGAAAAGUUGUCGUCACCAUCAAGUUUUCAAAGCUCAGACUUAAAGGCGCUCUACGGGAUUUUAAUUUAAAAACUUUAAAAAAAAACACAACAUUUUAGAUCCAGUUCUUCCUCACUUGCCUUAUGCAUUCAGAGCAUCCGAAUUACUCACCACGUUGAGUUUAUAAACACUUUUUGCAGCCAGUGUGGGGUUUUGCAUGCUAAUGGGCACUUCCUGAUUAUCGGACAGUAAAACACACACAUAAUAAUUAGAUGCAGACAGUACAGAGGAGACUUACUUGAUCUCAAGAUAGUGGGACCUUUCCAGCUUUUUUUUGACACCCAAAUUUCUUUUUAUUAUUCAAAUAGUUUUCAGUAUAAAUCCACUGCUUCAUGGGCCUUCUACCAGCAGAUGCACAAAGUCUGGAUAUGGUCUGGUACUGGACGUAAUCUUUUGGAUCUGUUUUGGAUCAUUGCAGUCUUCAUUAAGGACGGGACGAGAUUGGGUCCACGAGAACAAGACAAGACGAGAUUUUAACAGAAUUCUACUAAUAUUUACAAUUCACAAUUCAGUUUCCAAUUUUGUCCUCACAUUUGAUUUCAGAGUGUUUCAUAGGGAACUGUAAGAAAUGUAACUCUCCAAGAAGUAAACCUAUUUUGUCCAAUCCAAAUUUAAACACUCUCACGAGAUCAUUUUCCUCUUGUGUGCACGAUCUUGUGGCACAAUCCCGAGUCUUCAUUUAUAACUUUAACUUUAUUAACCCUAUAUAAAAAAAAUAAAAAUAAAUCAUCCUCCUCUUUUGACAAACGCCUCACUCAAACUCGCUGUAAACUGUCUGAACCAAGCCUCAUAUUUUCUCAAGUGUGAUUGUAGUUUGGGACCAUAAACUCAGAAAUGUAAACCAGCCCUGUUUCCACGACAUUGGAGUUCACUUUAUUAAAAUAUAACAUCCAAACUUAUCAAUAAUCGUUUAGUGAGGUCACUUUUUGAAGUAACUAAUCUGGACUUCUUCUGUUGAGUUUAAUAUUUUUUGUUUUAGAAUAUAAGUGUUACAGCGUCUUAUCUGUAGGAAUACUGUUUUAAAAUAACGUGUGAAGUUAACAAAAACUACAAAAAUGGCGGUGAAAAAUCAAAACAAAAACACAAGUGCAGCGUGAGCUCAAUCAGGUGGUGGUUCAAAUCCCUGCUACUUGUAUUGUGCUUUACUAUACAGCUGCCCUUGAGCAAGACACUUUAUUGACAUUUUAUUUGUAUGUUGUAGAGGCCUAAUUGAUGAUUAAAAAAUAGUAAUUGGUCUCAAAAUCAGACCAGGAAUCAUCAGUGAAAUUCCCAAAAGCUGUAUGUUCAAUCAAAAGUGUGUAGUGUAGUUUUGCAUUUUGUUUUAUUUUGAUCCAUAUUGGCGAAUAAACCGCUACUAAACCGUGAUCUAAACUGUGAUCUAAACCGAAUAAAGUGGAAACAGGGCUUGUGCGUUAAUGUAUUUUUGAAAUAAUAGUGUUAAUGUUUGGGCAGGAGUCAGUCGCACUUAGUCAAACAGGCUUAAGUAUUCACUGUAGGACUUUCAGAUGCCACUCUCAGCUUCACAUCUCUCCAGAAUGACCACACGAGCAAACAGGAUUUCUUCAUAAUCAUGGUGAUCCAUAGGCGUACAGGAUGUUGUGAAUGACGUGAGCACUUAGUCGUAGCUGAACUUGUGCCUAAACUUUUGUGGAUGACGCGUUUGCACUAAGGAGAUUUCACUGUCAGAGCUCCGCCGCUGCUCUACUGCUGUUAUGCAAAGUCUGUUCUGUCUUGAAAUAAAAACUCUGGAAAACUUUAAA